This is a messenger RNA of Gastrolobium bilobum, 2107 nucleotides long. RefSeq lists its product as uncharacterized. Bases 107 to 1747 code for a protein of 546 amino acids. Lineage: Eukaryota; Viridiplantae; Streptophyta; Magnoliopsida; Fabales; Fabaceae. The record is from RefSeq and is a predicted model, not a curated record. Gene Ontology annotation, molecular function: N6-(1,2-dicarboxyethyl)AMP AMP-lyase (fumarate-forming) activity. Gene Ontology annotation, biological process: IMP biosynthetic process. The transcript is spliced from 9 exons.
AAAGGUAAAGUUAUUAUUAGGAAGAUGAAGAUGAAGAUGAAGAAAAAGUAGGGCUUACACUUAAAAGGAGAGUGACUGCGUGAAACGGAGUCCUACAACGGUUUCGAUGGAGUUGGCGGCACUCUCUAACGCUUGCAAAGUUUGGAGCUUCAAACCGCAAAGUGUUGUAACCAACCUUCAAAUAUCGACAACACACACUCCUCGUUUUUGUUAUGCUUCGUUCUCUUUUCCCUCUCACAGAGGCUGUGCCUGCAAAGCCCUUCUCAGCACCCAAACAUCCAAUGCUACUACUCACAACAUGUUGAGACUUCAACCUCAUUCCCUUGAUUUUGAGCUUUCUACUCUGACAGCUUUGUCCCCAUUGGAUGGCCGUUAUUGGCCUAAAGUUCAGGAAUUGGCUCCUUUUAUGAGCGAAUAUGGCCUCAUAUAUUAUAGGGUUUUUGUUGAGAUAAAAUGGUUGCUGCAGCUCUCUGAAAUUCCUCAAGUCAUUGAGGUUCCGAGUUUCAGUGAAGAUGCUAAAUCUUAUUUGCAGAGCUUGAUUGAUGACUUUAGUGUUAAUGAUGCCUUGGAGGUUAAAAACAUUGAGAAGGUGACAAAUCAUGAUGUGAAAGCGGUGGAGUACUUCUUGAAACAGAAAUGCCAAUCGAAUGCUGAAGUGGCUAAGGUUCUUGAAUUUUUUCACUUUGCUUGCACAUCUGAGGAUAUAAAUAACCUGGCCCAUGCCUUGAUGCUGAAAGAAGCAAUGGAUUCUGUCAUGUUUCCUGUCAUGGAUAAAUUAAUUAAAGCUUUGUGUAGUAUGGCUAAAGAUAAUGCUCAUAUCCCUAUGCUUUCGCGCACACAUGGACAGCCAGCUUCACCGACAACUUUGGGAAAGGAAAUGGCAAUAUUUGCUGUGAGAUUAAGCAGAGAAAGGAAAGCACUAUCUCAGGUUGAGAUAUUGGGGAAAUUUGCUGGUGCAGUUGGAAAUUACAAUGCACAUGUUGUUGCAUAUCCUGAUGUUAACUGGCCUCACAUUGCAGAAGAGUUUGUACAAUCUCUUGGUUUAAGUUUUAAUCCUUAUGUUGCUCAGAUUGAAACUCAUGACUACAUGGCCAAGAUUUUUCAUUUGCUCAUCCAAUUCAACAAUAUAUUAAUUGACUUUGACAGAGAUUUAUGGGGCUAUAUAUCUUUGGGUUACUUUAAACAGAUCACUAAGGCUGGGGAGAUUGGGUCAUCAACUAUGCCCCACAAAGUAAAUCCUAUUGAUUUUGAGAACAGUGAAGGUAAUCUAGGUGUGGCUAAUGGAGGUUUCUCUCAGCUAAGCAUGAAGUUACCGAUUUCACGUUGGCAGAGGGACUUGACUGAUUCAACUGUCUUAAGGAACAUGGGUGUAGGUAUAGGUCAUUCUCUUCUGGCCUACAAAAGCACACUUCAAGGAAUAGGGAAGCUUCAGGUUAACAAAGCUCGCUUGAGUGAAGACUUGAACCAGUGCUGGGAGGUGCUUGCUGAACCAAUCCAGACUGUUAUGCGAAGAUAUGGUGUUCCCGAGCCUUAUGAGAAGUUAAAAGAGCUAACAAGAGGGAGAGCAGUUAACAAAGAGAGCAUAAGAGAUUUCAUUGAAGGGUUAGAUAUUCCAGAAGAAGCAAAGAUGAAUCUGUUAAAGUUAACACCAGAUACUUAUGUUGGAGCAGCUGUUCAAUUGGCCAGAACUGUAGAAAACGCAGUGAAUAUUGUGAAUGGAAUGAAGAUCCCGGAUUCAAGUGGUUGAAACAGUUUUCUCAAGAUGUUAGUUAAUUAGUUAAAGAGGCUACUGCCAACGCAAUUUUGCGACAUCCUCACCAUUAUUGACCAUUAGUCGAUAAAUGAAUUUUUAAAUAAAAUGUUUCAUUUUGGGAAAGAGAAAGAGGACAUAAUGUUCACUGAUUAUGAAGAACUAUAGUGAUAUGGGAUUAUGUUAAGGGUUUUGUAACUUACAGGCAAAUUAUAUUGUAGAGUAUGAAGUGUCAGACCUGAAUAAGAACAUAGGUCUGAUUAAGCAAAAAGUAUGGGUCGGAUUGAAACCAUAUAUGUUCAGUAUUCUACACCUUAUUUCCUGCUGUGGGUAUCACACUAUUGAGCAAUGUUAUUA